UUAUCUGACGUCAGGAAAAUUUUCUCCUAGAAAUUACUUUGCGUGUCACUCGUCGUGUACACGUCAGUCCUCUUGGAGACAUUUCCACCGAGUGUUGGAGGGUGAAAUAACCCGUGACGAGCCAUUGUUGGAGGAGUUUGGUGUUGUGGAGAAUUUGUGCUGCCAGGGAAGUGGUCGCCAUUUUAAGCUCAGCAGUGAACUUGUGGACGCUGGGAUUUUUGACGGGGAAUUUUGUCGGUUUUCUUGUGUCUUCUACUGCCUGAGGAGUGGUCAUGGAAGGGAUUAACUUGGAGAGAAUCGGGCGCACCUUCACGGAAAACCUGGAAGCUCCUGUGAGAAAGCACCUCAAGAAUGUGUAUGCUACCUUCACACUAGCCACCAUUGCAGCCUCAGCAGGUGGCUAUGCUCACAUGUUCAGUACCCUCAUUGGAGCUGGUCUGCUUACUGGCUUGGGAGCCAUUGGAGCUCUGAUCUGGCUCACAUUGACACCCUAUGAUGGCAAGAACCAACUCCAGCGUCUCUCUCUCCUUGGCACCUUUGCAUUCCUUUCUGGCUGCAACCUUGGACCCCUGCUUGACCUGGCUGUUGCAGUGAACCCUACAUUGAUUCUUCAAGCAUUGCUAGGAACAAGUGUGGUGUUUGCCUGCUUCUCCCUGUCUGCCUUGUUUGCUCCUCGAGGUCACUUCCUGUACCUGGGUGGCACUCUGCUGUCUGCACUCUCCACCCUCUUUUGGCUCUCGCUCCUCAACAUUUUCUUUGGUUCCCGGCUCCUCUUCCAGGUUCACUUGUACAUUGGCCUGGCUGUCAUGUGUGCCUUCAUUGUUUAUGAUACCCAGCACAUCUUAGAGAAAGUCAGGGCUGGAGACAGGGAUUACGUUAUGCACAGUGUAGAGCUCUUCAUUGAUUUCAUUGGAGUGUUCAAGCGCCUUCUCAUCAUCCUUACAGACAAAGAGGCCCAGAGUAAGAGGAGGAGGAGGGAUUAAUACUUCAGCUAGUCAUAACGUAAGCAGUAGCCAUAUCUUUGUUUGCAACACUGAUGUUUGAGGAUUGAAAGGGUGUAAAUUUAGAAGUUUUGUAUGUGGGGUCAAAACAUGCUGUUAAGGUGUUAGGUUUAAGAAUUCGGUGUCCUUCGCUUUGUGCAAAACAUGCUUUCCAGGCCCACGGCACACGAGCGACAUCACAUCAAGCUAACAGUUUAACAUGUAAUACAUAGGGGUACGUUCAAACACAUUGCUAAUUCUACAUUUCUUGACAUGGGGGGGCCCCCCCCCCAAAUUACUGCAUAUUAGUUGUACAUGGUCAGGGAGAUGUCUCAAAUGAGAGGAUUGGUUAAUAUUCUGUAAAAGGGAAAUCCAUGUAGCAGUAAGCUAAAUUUUGGCUUGAUGGAAAUUUUAAAUGUUCUUUGACAAAAAAAAAAAAAUUGCUAGAUUUAUUUUUGAAUUGUACAGUGUUUGUAGUACAUGAUGUAGAUAAGUUUGUACAAUGGAAC
Molecule: messenger RNA, 1489 nt
Organism: Cherax quadricarinatus
Lineage: Eukaryota; Metazoa; Arthropoda; Malacostraca; Decapoda; Parastacidae
Gene: BI-1
Product: Bax Inhibitor-1
Biological process (GO): negative regulation of endoribonuclease activity; negative regulation of apoptotic signaling pathway; cellular response to unfolded protein
Cellular component (GO): mitochondrial membrane
Molecular function (GO): enzyme binding
Source: RefSeq, a predicted model, not a curated record